AUGAAAAGUAAAAUGAAAAAAACAAAGGGAGGCUUUCAAUAUUUUUUUUUUUUUCAUUUUUUUUUUUUUUCAAAACCAACAACAAAAAAAGAUAGGAUACAUAGCCACCAACAAUAUACAAAUAAUGAAAUCGAUUUAUAUGUAAAUAAAAAUGGAAAUGAUACAAGUGGAGAUGGUACAAUAAAUUCACCAUUUUUCAGUAUAUGUAAAAUAAUAAAUGUAAUAAAUCAAACAAUAUCCUCUUCUUCUUUUUCUUCUUUUUCUUCUUCUUCUUCUUCUUCAUCAUCAUCAUCAUCAUACCAAUCGAUAAUUGUUAAUAUUGGUAUUGGUAAUUAUUCAUGCUUGGGAUGCCCAAUUUAUCAAUUAAAUAAUUUUAAUGAAAUUAUAUUUCAACAAUAUUAUUUUAAUAAUAAAAAUAAUAAUAAUAAUAAUAAUAAUAAUAAUAAUAAUAAUAAUAAUAAUAAUAAUAAUAAAGAAGUUAUAAUUUUAGAUUUAAAUUUAAUAGUAUUAAAUUCAAAAAUUAUAAUUAACGGUAUUCAAUUUUUAUAUGAAAAUAAUAAAGAAGAAAAGAUUAAUUUUUUAAUUAAAGAUGAAUCAGAAUUUAUAAUGAAUAAUUCAAAUAUUUUUAUAAAAUCACAUUAUUUAUCGUUUUAUUUUCAAAAUAAUUCAAAAUUAAUUAUUUUUAAUGAAUCAAAAUUUCAACAAAGUGAAUCUCUUCAAAGUGAUUUAUAUUUUGAAAGUUCAAUAAUAAUAGUUAAUAAUUCAAUAUUAGAUAAUCAUUUAUUUUUAUUUAGUAAUGAUCAAUAUAUUAAAACAAUUCAAUUUUUAAUUAGUGAUUCAACAUUUUAUAAUUCACAUAUUUAUAUAACUGGUAAUUCAAAAGUUAAUUUUUUAAAUUCAAAUUUUAGUGGUACAAUUGAUUUAUCAUUAUUUGGUUAUAAUUCAAUUAAUAAUUAUAAUAAUAAUAAUAAUAAAGAUUCAAAUAAUAAUAAUGAAUUUAAUAUAAUUAAUUGUAAUUUAAAAUUUAAAAGAAUUAUUGGAAAUAUUGAUGGUAAAAAUAUAUUUCAAAUUGGAGGUGAAAUUGAAAAAGAAGAACAAUUUAUUGAUCAAGCGAUAAUUGGAAAUGAAAAUUCAAUGAUUAUAUUAGAUAAUGUUGGAUUUAGUGGAUUCAAUGUUUAUGGAUCAUUUUUAAUAUUAAAUCAAAGUAAAUUAAUAAUGAAUCAAAUAUCAGGUAUUGAUAUUAAAGCCAAAUCAUUCAUUAGAGUUUAUUCAAAUAGUGUUUUAGAAUUAAAUUCAAUACAUUUAUUAAAUUUUCAAGAUUUUGAAUUUAUAGGUGAAGGAAUUGAAAAGAAUUUUGCAUUAAUUGAUAUUAGAUCAUCAUGUAAUCUAACCAUUUCAAAUGUUAAUUUUCAUUUUAAUGGUUUUCCAAUUUUAAUGAAUAAUGGUGGUGGUGAAUUUAAUAAUAAUAAUAAUAAUAAUAAUAAUAAUAAUAAUAAUAAUAAUAAUAAUAAUGAUCAAAGUAUAAUUAAUGUUUUAAAUUCAACAUUUUCAAAUAUUCAAGGAUUUAAAUUUCAUAAUUCAUUAGUUUGGUUUAGUGAUGUUUCAAUUGAAUCAAUUAAUAAUGUUGAAAAUUUAAUUAAAUUAUUACAGGGUACAAAUUUUCAAUGUAAAAAUUGUUUAUUUAAAAAUCCAAUACAAAGUAGUAAUAUUUAUUUAUUUUCAGUAUCAUCAGAAUCAAUAGUAAAGUUAACAAAUUCAAUAAUUAGAAAUUCAUCAUUAAUUGCAUUAAUUGAUGAGAAAUCAAAUGUAACAUUUGAAAAUUGUACAUUUUUAAAUCUUUAUUCAGCAAAAGGUGAAAUUUUUAAAUGUUUAUCAAGUUCAUCAUUAACAUUUGAAAAUUGUAAUUUUAAUCAAGUUUAUUGUAUAACAAAUGGAUUUAUAUUAAUUUCAAAUUAUUCAAUAAUUAAUAUUUAUUCAUCACAGCAACAACAAGGAGUGUUUAAUAAUGAAUUUAAAAAUUUUGGUAUUGGUAUGGAACCAUUUGCAAAACUAAUAAAUAAUAGUAUUGGUACUAUUAAUGGUAUUAAUAUGAGUACUACAGUAUUUCAAUCACAAUUGUUUUUAAUUGAUGGUGAAUCACAAAUUGAGAUUAAUAAUUCAAAAUUUAAAGGAUUAUUUAAUUUUGGUGAAAUGUUUACAGUGAAUGGUAGAUCAACUUUAAAAUUUAAAGGUUGUUCAUUUAUUAGUAAUAGAUUUUCAAUAUUUAUUUAUUCCACUCAAUCAAAUGUAUUUAUUAAUGGUAUUGAAUAUUUGGAUAAUUUGGGUACAUUAAUUUCAAGUGAUAGAGAUUAUAUUGAAUUGAAUUCAAUUUUAAUUGAUAGUGAAAAUAAAUCAAUUUAUUUUAAUUAUUUAUUUUAUUUUUUUAAAUCAAAUAUUGGAAUUAGUAAUGUAACCAUUUCAAAUAAUUAUUUUAUGGGUAGUAUUUUAGAAUCCUAUGAUAGUACUAUCAAUUUUUUUGAUUUUAAUUUCAUUUCAAAUGAAAAUUUAUUAAAUUUAAAUGAAAAGAAUAAUGUUAGAGUUUCAUCGACAAUGUUAUUUAAAUCAUCAUUUAUUACAUUUAGAAAUUGUGAAAUUUCAUUCAAUAUUCAAAAUAGUGGUGAUUUUUUAACAGUGAUCGAUAGUGGUGUCACUAAAUUUAUAUCAACAAAUAUAACAAAUAAUCGAAUUGAAAUCAAUGGUGGUUAUUUAGUUAGAGUUAGUGAUGGACCGAUGGUUAGUUUUAUUAAUAGUUUAAUUAGUUCAACCAAUUCAAUAACGGGUUUAAUUGGUUUAUUUAUCAAUUCAAUGGUAUCAUUUGAUAGUAGUAUUUUUAUAAAUAAUUCAAAUUCUUAUCUUGGUGGUGUAACAUAUUUCGAUAGAAGUUCAAGAUAUUAUGAAUUAACAAGAUGUUCAUUUCAAUUGAAUUCAGCUUCAGUUGGUGGUGUAUUUUAUACUGAAAAUUUUAUUUUUAAUUUUUAUCAAAUUUUAAAAAAUAAUAAAUUUUAUCCAUAUAAUAAUUUCACUUUAAAUAAAGCAAUCUAUGGUGAUUUUGUUGCAUCAUCACCAACUCUAAUUAAAAUUGAAUUACCAGAUUUAAAUUCAAGUUUAACAAAACCAACAAUUAAAAUUCAAGAUGAUUAUUUAAAUUUAGUUUCUGAUAAAAUUUAUUUUGCAAAUAUUAUAAUUACAACUGUUUAUUUUAAUAAUUCAAAUUCAAAUGAAGAAGCACAACAACAACAACAACAACAAAAUAAAACAAAAUAUGAACAAAUUUUAAUUAAAGGUGGUUUAGGUACAUUUAAUUAUAAUUUUAAUGCACCAAUAAGUGUUAAAUAUUUUGUAAUUAAUGUAACGAUUAUAGAUGAUGUAAAUGAAUUUCUUUCAAUUGAAAUUAUAAAAAAUAAAACUAUUUGUAAAGAUUAUCAAUUAUAUAAUAGUGAAAAUGGUGAAUGUACAACAUGUCAAGUUGGAUUUUAUAAUUAUCAAGGUUCAUGUAUAGCUUGUAAUGAAAAUUUAAUUUGUAUGGAAGGUGAUAUUCAUUCAAUUGAUGGUUAUUAUUUAAUUAAUAAAAUUAAUUUUAAUGAUAAUCAAACAAAUGAAAUUCAUUAUCAAGAUAGUAGUGAUGAUGAUAGUAGUGGUGAUAAUGGUAUUGGAAAAUUAAAAGUUUAUGAAUGUCCAAUUGGAAUUUGUUUUGAAAAUAAUAAAUGUCCAAAUGAUUUAUAUUAUGGUAUACUAUGUUCAAGAUGUAUUAAUGAUACAGCGAUUUGGGAUAGAGAUAUUGAUAGUUCAUCAAAUGGAAAGAAUUUAAUUAGAUGUUGUAAAGAAUUUAAACCAAUUUUAUUAAUACCUUUUAUAAUAUUUUUAAUUUUAUUUGGACUUUUCAUUUCAUUAUUUAAAUAUAAUUUAACAACAUUAAUAAUACCAAUGAUUUUAAUGAUUCAAAUUAAUUCAAUAAUUUUCAUUUCAUAUCCUGCUAUUUACAUAUUACCAUUAUCAAGAUUCUCAUUCGACUUUUUUAAUGAUAUUUGUAGUUUUAGAAUGGAAUAUAUUUGGAAAUCAUUUUUAUCAAUGAUAUCAAUGGUAUUUGUAUUUUUAAUUGGUUGUUCAAAUUUAUCAUUUAUAACAUUAACUACAAUACCAUUUUUAAAAUCAUUUUCACAAAAAAGUAAUAUCAUUAAAAAUAAUAUCGAAUUUCAUUAUAAAUAUUAUUAUGAUAAUUUUAAUUUUAAAAGAAAUUUAAAAUCAAAAUUUAAUAUAAUCAUUUUAUUAUUUCAACCAUUUUUAUUCAAUUUAAUUUCAAUGAUAAUUUCAAAAGAAAUUAAUUCAAUUAAUUAUUUAUUAAUUGAUAUUUCAAUUUUAUUUAAAAAAUCAUCAUCACAUUACUUUUUUUUUUAUCAAUUGAAUAUAAAGAUCAAUUUAAAUGUAUUAUCAACUAUUCAAUUCAUUUUCUCUUAUUUACAAUUUGUAAUUUAUCCACAAAAGAAAUCUUUUAAUUAUAAAUUAAAUAAUUUAUUAAAUUUAUUACAAUUAAUAAUUUUAGUAACUGUAGAUUCAAAUAUUAUUAUUAAAAAUUUAUCACUUUAUAAUAUUGGUUUAUUUAUCACAAUCUUUACUUCAUUUUCUUUAAUUUUUUCUAUAAUUUAUUAUAAUUAUUUUUUAAAAAUUAAUAAAAAUAAUAAAAAUAAAAAAAAUUAA
Molecule: messenger RNA, 4734 nt
Organism: Dictyostelium discoideum AX4
Lineage: Eukaryota; Evosea; Eumycetozoa; Dictyosteliales; Dictyosteliaceae
Exons: 6
Coding region: 1-4734 (1577 amino acids)
Source: RefSeq, a predicted model, not a curated record